AGACAAGCUGUUGAAACCAAGUAAUCUGGUGGAGAUGUCGGUGGGUGGAGGUGCAGCAUCUCUGACCUUGCCUCAUCUGGCCAAAGACGAUGAGGGACUCUACACCAUACGCAUCUUCACAAAGGAAGGCACCACCGAGCACAGUGCCUACCUGUUUGUGUCAGAUGCCCCGGCGUCUGUAAAUGGAGCCCCUGGUGCACCAAUGAGCGUCAAGGCAUAUGAUGUCAACUCGGAUUACAUCUUGGUUGCCUGGAAACCUCCCAACACCGUCAACGAGGCACCGAUCACUGGAUACUUUGUGGAUCGCUGCGAAGCUGGUACCGACACCUGGGUCCAGUGCAACACGGCACCAGUGAAGGUUUGCAAGUACCCGGUGGAUAACCUUAGGAUGGGCCACUCCUACUACUUCAGAGUGAGAGCAGUAAACAGUGCAGGCAUCAGCAGACCCUCACGCAAGUCUGACAAAGUGACCGCCCUUGAUCCGGCAGAGAGUGAGCGCCUGCAAGUGAUUAAAAUUGAAGGAAAAUAUGACAUAGUAAUCAAGGACGAUGACCUGGAAGGUACAGUAGAGUACAAAGAAUAUUUUUGUACAGAGUGUCAAUAAUUCAUUAUUUCACCA
This is a messenger RNA of Cyprinodon variegatus (sheepshead minnow), 619 nucleotides long. Its product is annotated as myomesin-2-like. The record is from RefSeq and is a predicted model, not a curated record. Lineage: Eukaryota; Metazoa; Chordata; Actinopteri; Cyprinodontiformes; Cyprinodontidae. Gene Ontology annotation, molecular function: protein binding. The transcript has 4 exons. Bases 35 to 604 code for a protein of 189 amino acids.